CGCAUAGGAAGGCGCAUAGUAUAGCAGCAUGCUGUGCUGAGCGCUAGCUUUGAAAAAAAGGUCACCGAAAUUAUGUAAAUGAAAAGUAAUCAGCAAAAAAGCAGAGAACGGAGAAAAGAGCUGAAAUGAGUGACUUACCGAUGGUGAAGAGUACUAUGAAUAACCUGACCCAGAGAUCGCCUUAUAGCCAGAUCGGAAUGGGUGCUGCCGGGGGCUUUCUAACUGGCUAUGUGCUUCUAAAGGCCAGCAAAUUGGUGGCCGUGGCUGCAGGUGGCACCAUCCUGGCGAUCGAGCUAGCUCUGCAGGCGGGCUUGGUCAGGGUGGACGUGCUCAAGAUAAUGUCGCAAUCUCAGGAUCAGGAUCAACUUGGUGGGCAGCUGCAAGUCACCGGCGAGGGGAUGCAUCUCAUCCGUGUGCAAGAACUCGGGGACAAGGCCAGGAAAGUGUGUGCCACCAGCGGUCGUCUGUGUGUGGCCUUCUUCGGUGGCUUUCUACUCGGCUUUGGCUGGGCCUAACUAAUGCAAAUUAGCAAAACUACACACACAGUGCAUAUAUAUUUAAAUUGUAAACGAAAGUUCCCACCUGUAAUGCAGCUCUCUGGAAAUAUU
Molecule: messenger RNA, 608 nt
Organism: Drosophila biarmipes
Lineage: Eukaryota; Metazoa; Arthropoda; Insecta; Diptera; Drosophilidae
Product: FUN14 domain-containing protein fndc-1
Exons: 2
Coding region: 126-515 (129 amino acids)
Biological process (GO): autophagy of mitochondrion
Cellular component (GO): mitochondrial outer membrane
Source: RefSeq, a predicted model, not a curated record